This is a messenger RNA of Platichthys flesus (European flounder), 2281 nucleotides long. RefSeq lists its product as uncharacterized. The transcript is spliced from 4 exons. Lineage: Eukaryota; Metazoa; Chordata; Actinopteri; Pleuronectiformes; Pleuronectidae. The coding region runs from base 866 to 2206 and encodes 446 amino acids. The record is from RefSeq and is a predicted model, not a curated record.
AAGACUCUUGAAAAUUGAUCAAAAAUUAACUUAUAAGAGACUGAGAGUAAUGUUUGAAAAUCCUAAAAUGAAAAAGAGUAAUUCAUAGUUCAAUUUAUAUAUUUUUUGCAACUCGUUCUCUGUGAUAAAACAGUUUGAGCUCCAGUCAUACAGAAAAAGUGCUGGGACCUGGCAUUAAAACCAAUGUAUCUGGGAUCAAAGGUAAUGAGCCCAGGAGAACAAUAUUAAUAAAUAAUGUCCCAUGUUGAAGAGGACCUGUCCAAAUACUGCACAUUGGCUAUUACUGAAGGAUCAUGUUAACAAGUGUUGUAGACAAGUAUAUGAUGCACAGGCAACAUUAUAACAGCAUCUGAAGUUAAUUAAAACACUGAAAACCACAAAUUAGUCAUGUGUCUUUAAAUUAAUUAAUUAAACUAUUAAACCUGUACCGACUAUCAAGAUAAAGAAUGUUUUUCACAGGAGCGUUGUCUUCUCUCUAUUCCUGAUUCAAGCAACACCCUGAAUGUGUGUGUUUUCUGUAACCCUUGAAAUAACAUACAGUAGUUUCAUAAGGUUGGUGUAACGCAGAAAUAUUAAGACACACACACACCCACACCCCCCAACACACACACACACACCUCUCACUGUUGUUAGACUGGUUUUCUUGAGCCCAGACGCUGCCACACCCUCUGCGGUGCACAGGUUCUCUCACUUCCACACAGGCCAGGUGCAGGGAGCACAGGAGGGGGGGGGAGGAGGCAGGGUCAUUAUCCCCCCCAUCAAGAGGGUGGAGCAAAGGGGGGUUGUGUGGAGGGGUGAAGGGAGCGGAUGAAACAUCUGAAGCUCAUAUUGACAUGCUGCUCUGACGGCUCCUGCCAGCACAGUCAUGGACGGUGUGUUGGAGGGAGCAGUGGUGUUGUGUGUAUUUAAACUGGCCUGCAGUCUUCUCUUCGUGCCCUCGCUGACCACAUCCUACAGCCAUGUCAGCUUCUGCUGCUGCUGCAUCCUGCUCUUCACCGACUUCCUGGCUGCAGUGUCUCUGAGUUUCCUUCGUGUCUUCGGGUCCUGGGUGACGGCCCCAGCCCCAGCGGGUGAUGUCAUUGCUCUGCGUUUCCUGCUGUUCCUCAGCCACACGUAUGGAGCCGUGCUGCUCCUGACCACACCUCUGAUCGCUGUGGAGACCCUGGGCAGACUGCUGUGGCCUCACUCCGUCGCCGUAGCUGCCAGGGCCAAGAGUCACACAGUGGACACUGAUGGAGAGCAUCGUUCUACUGGAGAGGUAGCCGAGGAGGAGGAGGAGGAGUGGGAGGAGAGGAACUGUUCGGACAAAGAUGAGGGAUGGUCCUGUGUCACCGGCUACCUCUGCUGCCUGUCAGUGUGGGUAGUCGUCGCCCUGAAUGUCAGGUGGCGAUGGAAGCUGCAGGAUGAGUGGGCAGCUGCCUGCUUGCACACAACCAACUCCCUCAUCAGAUGUUUACCCAACCUGUUCAGUCCCAUACCCAGUGCUGUGAGGCCCUGCUGGGCCAUGGCCUUCCUCUCCCUUCUCCUGCUGCUCCUGACAACAAGCCUGCACAUGCGACGCCUGAUCUCUGCACAUAUCCAGACGCAUCACACGAAACCCAGGCUCCACAAUAACAGGGACAGCGGCCGGCUAGGCCUCGUUCCAGUCCGCCCUGCGCCCACCAAGCCAGUGAACCGUGGGAUGUCGGCGUCAGAGUCGGCCAAGUGUGUUGACCCAGAGAAAACAGAGAGCAGAUGCACUGUUCACAGGGCAUAUUCCUGGAACAUUGAGCAGAUGUUGGCGCAUCACCAUGGAGACUUUGUCCUCAUCUCCCCCGGGGGUUUGUCUGCAGAGCGGGGAGGACAUGAGCUCGAGAGGACAAAGAGAGGUGUUCCUCUGACAUUUAUCACUGGGGGACAUGUGGACUCACAGCUCAGCAGUCAGCUUGGGUGGCAGGGGUGGGGUUUUCCCUGCCUGUGGGUGAAUGUAAUGAUAGGGUUCGUGGGUGUGCUCUCCAUCGUUGUGCUGCCUCUGAACCUCAGCGUGAACAUUUUUCUGAUCAGGACUGUAGAGACACUGCUGGAGCUGAGCGUCACAUCUUUGGUUUCAUCUGCAGCAAAUCCAAGCGGCACAUCAGCCUCUCCCAAUGAAGCGUUUGUACUGAGCCUUUCCAGUGGAAUACGACUAAUCCAGGGGCAAACAGUGUUUCUGAAAGUACUGAUCUGAGGUGUGCUGAUGCUGCAUCGCAUAAUCCCUGCAAGACGCAACCUAUAAAUAAAUACUGAGGGAUCUGAGGAUGAA